GACAUUCACUCAACUGAUGGGUAAUGGGUUGUUGUCAUCUUCUGGCAAUGAACAUACAUCUCAGAGAAAACUGAUCAAUCCAGCUUUCAAUCAUACAAGCAUUAAAGGAAUGCUGGGGUAUUUUCAGAAAUAUAGUAAAGAAUUACGACACUAUUGGCAAGAUUACAUUAACAAGAAUCGUACUGAAGAUGUUGGUGAAGUGGUGUGUGGUGUUCAAGUAGACCUUGGAAGAGCUACCCUGGAUGUUAUCGGAGAAACUGCAUUUGGAUAUAAAUUUAAUGCAAUAUUGGAACCUAAUAAAGAAAUCACCAAGACAUUUAGUGCUAUACUCCAAGGGGCAUUAACAGGAUCAAGCUGGAAACGAUUAAUUCCAUUUUAUCAACAUUUGCCAACUAAAGAGAACCAGGCUAUUAAAAAAGCAAUCGGUUUAGUCAAGAAGACAGUAUUAGAAGUGAUAGAACAUAGGAGAAAUGAAAUCAAAGAUGGCAAAA
This is a messenger RNA of Saccoglossus kowalevskii, 491 nucleotides long. RefSeq names its product cytochrome P450 4C1-like. Gene Ontology annotation, molecular function: monooxygenase activity; iron ion binding; heme binding. The record is from RefSeq and is a predicted model, not a curated record. Lineage: Eukaryota; Metazoa; Hemichordata; Enteropneusta; Harrimaniidae.